This is a messenger RNA of Fusarium sp. VM40, 2271 nucleotides long. NCBI's taxonomy places the organism in Eukaryota, Fungi, Ascomycota, Sordariomycetes, Hypocreales, Nectriaceae. The record is from the annotation of a GenBank genome assembly.
AUGACACUAUCGACCCCUGACUCUCCCCUCGGAGCAGCAUCCCUACCACGGUCUCCUCUACAGGUGAUGCACGAGGAGCAGACCAUCGGUAUAGAGAAUGGCGUACCUGAGCAGGGUUUUGAAAUGGAGCAGGUGAUAGAAGUAGGGACCGAGAGACGUACUGUUGCCCCCGUUGAAACUACAACCGAUCUAGAACUCGACCCUUCCAACCUGUCAACCACCCCAGACUUGCUCCUUGGGGCAACCGACGGCCUGGAGGCAUUCGAUUUCCUUUGGAACGACUUUCCCGCUGAUGGUCAACCUCUUCCGACUAGCUUUCUCAACACCGAUCUAUCUCUCGUCGAUAUUUCGCUACAGUACUCCCACUUGCCUUCAAGUUUACCAUUACAUCAUCCUGCUAUUCCUCAAGCAGCUCCCCAAGUAGAUGUUGGCUCCUCUGGCGACAUCCCCACCGAUCCGAACCUCAACGUACCUGUCAACAUAAACCUAUCACAAGAUGCAUCACAGACCCGUCCCAUGGUAUCGAGACUGCCGUCCCUUGAACCGUCCUCCUCCUCCAGACCAAGUGCCUUGGGGUCAAGUGCGAGCUACCAGCCUUUUCUGGCCCCCGGUCAGAGUUCAUCUGCCUGUCCCUGGCGAAUAUUACCAGAACAAUACCAGGACCUCGCACAGCGAGUAGCAUCUUUGACAAGGACUGUGCCUCAUCCCUUUACCUUUCCUUCGAGGCACACGCUGUCACGAUAUCUCGAGGGGUAUUUCCGUGGCUUUCACGCUCAUAUGCCAAUGCUCCAUGUGGCAACUUUGACGUUGGGUGGGCUAGGCCCAGAACUCACAUUAGCCCUCGCAGCUGUCGGAGCGCUGUAUCGUUUUGAACAUGCAAAAGGCAUCGAACUGUAUCGUGUUUCCAAGAUUCUCAUCAACCGCCGACUGGACCAGUUUUACGAAGAAACUGUCUCACGUCUCACUGGUAGUUCCCCCGAAUUUGCCGGCUUCACACCCGUACCCAGCAACUCGCAGUACGAUCAGCAAUCCCCAAUCCAGUCCAAGGGACAAUGUGGUUUUCACCUACUGCAGGGUCUGCUUGUCCUCAUGGCCAUGACAUCUUGGGGCGAAAGAGCUUUGGUCCGAGAUGCCUUGUCGAUGGCCAGUCAAGUUGCAACGCUGGUGCGUGAGUUUGGCAUCAGUGAACCUGAGGACACUGCGAUAAGGGACAUGUCAUGGGAGGACUGGAUCCUUGCCGAAGAGAAACGCCGUACUCUCUUUGUGGCCUACGCGCUCUUCAGCCUCCAGUGUGCUGCGUUCAACGUACCCCCCAUGAUUCUUAAUCAAGAAGUCGGUCUUAAUCUACCCGCUUGUGCUUCCUGGUGGGAAGCACAGACUGCGCUGGAGUGGUCCAAUCUCCAAAACAGCAUUCCAUGCCAGCCGAGGUCAUUUCAGCAGACGAUCGAGAAACUACUCUCGGGGUCUUCAAUUCACCAUGAGGGCGGCAUCUCAGCUUUUGGAAACUAUGUCCUCAUCCAUGGCAUGUUUCUCCAGAUAUUUCACGCUCGCAACGCCCUAGGCCCAGUACCAGACCCCCGAAGCUCGCUCAGCGAAGAGUUCAUAAAGAAGAUGGAGGCCGCUCUCCGCGCAUGGCAGGAGUCUUGGGAGGCAACGCAUGAGUCAACUCUGGACCCGUCGUCUCCGAAAGGUCCAAUGGGAUUCAACUCGACGGCUCUGUUACGUCUCGUCUAUGUACGUCUGAAUGCAAACACUGGACCCUAUCGGCAGCUUUUUACACGAGACCCUACUGUCAUCGCCCGUGCCUUUAUAGAUGGUAAGAUUAGAGUCUGUAACAGAUCUCCACAUCUUGACAGGGCUAUUCUGCAGUGCAUACACGCAUUGAGCAUCCCCGUGCGCGUUGGGAUUGCAUUUGUCGCACGCACUCUCACACUUUACUGGAGCUUCCAGCACGCUCUCUCUAACCUCGAAUGCGCCUUUCUAAUGACAUACUGGCUGCGAUCGCUUGCUAUUUGUGUCAAGACUUCAGGGCCAAGCGUUUUACGACCGGAUGAGCAGAAAUUGCUUGACAUGGUAGUCGCGCUCGUUCGGGAGACGGAACUUGCAGACCUGUUGGAUAGUGCUAGGGAUUAUGCGACUCAGAUACGGAUGCUAGCAGCGUGUGUGGCUCGGCUUUGGGCAGAGACAUUCAAGGGAUUCCAGGUCUUUGAGAUUGUGUAUAUUGUUGGACAGAGUCUUUUUGUUGUGGCAGAUACUUUGCAGCAGGAAUAG